GCCAUCCCCAGACUUCCUGAGGGAGUGUCCUCUCAGAGAGGCAGAGCCAGAGGCCAGAGGAUCCCAGGACAGGACAGUCCCCUGAGCCCCAAGAUGCUGUUCCUGGCCCUGCUGCUGCUUCAGUUGGGGACGGGGUCCCUGCAGAAGAAUCAGUCUUUCUGGCUGCAGAUGCAGAAGGCGGUGACAGUACAGGAGGGUCUGUGUGUGCUUGUGUCCUGCUCCUUCUCCUACCCCAAGGCUGGCUGGAAGCACUCCACACCUACCUACGGCUCCUGGUACAAGACACAGAAGAAUUUCAAACCUGAUGCAAAAGACAAUGAUCUCGUGGCCACAAACAACCCAGACAAGAAAGCAAAAGUGAAGAACAAACUUCAUUUCCGCCUCCUCGGAGACCCCCAAUCUAACAACUGCUCCUUGAGCAUCUCCGAGGUCCAGAAGGACGACAGCGGAACAUACUAUUUUCAUCUAGAGCAAGGAGAUGAGAAUCACAGUUACAAGAAAUUGCUCACCCUGACUGUCACAGAGUUGACCCAAACCCCAGACAUCCACAUCCAGGAGCCCCUACAGUCGGGCCACCUUAGCCAUGUGACAUGCUCCAUGCCUGGGGCCUGUGACUGGCCCACGGCCCCCCGUAUCACCUGGGCUGGGGCUGCCCUGAGAGCAGCGGGGUCAGGCCUGGAGCCCUCCACCUCGGAGAUCCUGCUCACGCCCCACCCCGAAGACCAUGGCACCCACCUCUCCUGCCGAGUGACCUUCCCCAGGGCCGGCGUGUCUUCAAACAGAACUGUGCAGCUCAGCGUGUCCUAUGCUCCUCAGAACCUGACCAUCAGCAUCUCUGGAGAAGGUGACCCAGCCCCAGUGGCCCAGGGAAAAUUCUCACAUCUGGAAGUCCAGAAAGGCCAGUUCCUGCGGCUCCUCUGUGCUGCUGACAGCCAUCCCCCGGCCACUCUGAGCUGGGUCCUGGAGGACAGAGUCCUCUCCUGGUCCUGCCCCUUGGGCCCCAGAACCCUGGAGCUGCAGCUGCCCGUGGUGAAGCCUGGAGAUUCGGGGCUCUACACCUGCCGAGCAGAGAACAGGCUGGGCUCCCAACAGGGCACCCUGGACCUCUCUGUGCAGUAUCCUCCAGAGGACCUGAGGGUGACGGUUUCCCAAGAAAAUAGGACAGUCACAGAAGUCAUCAGGAAUGGCACGUCCUUCCCAGUCCUGGAGGGCCAAAGCCUGCGCCUGGUCUGUGUCACCCCCAGCAACCCCCCAGCCAGGCUGAGCUGGACCUGGGGGACGCAGACCCUGAGCCCUGAGUGGCUUUCCGACGCUGGGGUCCUGGAGCUGCCCCGGGUGCAGACAGAGCAUGGAGGAGAGUUCACCUGCCAUGCCCGCAGCCCCCUGGGCUCCCAGAACCUCUCCCUGAGCCUCUCUGUGCACUACCCCCCACGGCUGCUGGGACCCUCCUGCUCCUGGGAGGCCCAGGCUCUGCUCUGCAGCUGCUCCUCCCGCGCCUGGCCGGCCCCCCUGCACUGGCGGCUGGGGGAGGGGCUGCUGGAGGGGAACAGCAGCAAUGCCUCCCUCGGGGUCACCUCCAGCUCCGCGGGGCCCUGGGCCAACAGCUCCCUGAGCCUCCACGGGGCGCUCAGCUCCGACCUCAGGCUGAGCUGUGAGGCCCAGAACGCCCAGGGCACCCAGAGCGCCACCGUCCUGCUGCUGCCAGGGAAGCCAGAGCUCAGGGGAGUCCUGCUGGGGACACUGGGGGCUGCUGGUGGGGCCGCUCUACUCUCCCUCUGUGCCUGCCUCGUCUUCUGGUUAAAGACUCGCAGGAAGAAAGCUGCCAGCCCAACAGGAACUGCACAACAGGACACCCCCGUUGACCUGGGCCCUGUCUGUGGGGGUCCCAAGGAUGCAUCCUGGUUGGACAGCCCCUCAUAUGGUCCCACCCCCACUGAGGCCACGCUGGCCAUGGGAGAGGAGCCAGAGCCCCAGGAGCUGCACUACGCCUCCCUCAGCUUCCUGGAGUUUGAGCCUCGAGAGCCCAAGGUGCAGGAGGCCAGCAGCAGGACAGAAUACUCAGAGAUCAAGAUCUGCAAUGGUGGCCUCCAGGAGCAGCCGGAUGUCCCGGGGAGAGAGACACCAGGGACAAUUCCUAGAUCAGCAGUUCUCCAGGUGCACAGGAAGUGGAGCAGCACAGAGGAUGCCCCGCCCUGGUGCUGGGCGGAACAGGAGCCCCAGUUUCAGUCUCAUCACCCAACUUUGUGAGGAACCCAACUUUGAGCAAAUGACUUCACUCCUCACCUUGCUCCUCUGCAAAAUAGACCCCAUCAACCUAACUCACAGGACUGUCCUGGGCCAUCAAGAACAAACUGCCUCAAGGGGCUAGGGCUAUAGCUCAGUGGCUGAGCACUCGCUCACAUGCCUGAGGCACUGGGUUCGAUCCUCAGCACCACAUACGAAAAUAAAUAAAUAAAACAACGAUAUUUAAAAAAAAAAAAGAAGAAGAAGAAAGAAAUGCCUCAAGCCCCCAAGGGACUGUGUCUGCUGAGAGGCCGUCGCCCAGAACCCCCUCCCAGGGCAGCGCGCUAGUGUGGAACCCACUGGGUCUGUCACCCUGGCCCAAUUGGGGUGCACCCUGCAGGAUGCCCUGCUUCUCAGUGCUCCAGAGCUCCGUUGGGCUGUCCCUGGGGUGUAGUAAUCUCCUGCUCACCUGCUUCUCCCUUCUGGCCUCCAGGCAUGUGAACUGCUAGGGGGACACCUUGUCCCUCCUUACCCCUCACGCCCAUCUCCACAGCUGCUUCCUGCAGCCCCACCUCUCCUUGGCACAGUCACUCCUGUUCAUCUGGAAUAAAUUGCAAGUGUGUAAACCGCUCA
This is a messenger RNA of Marmota monax (woodchuck), 2856 nucleotides long. Its product is annotated as sialic acid-binding Ig-like lectin 11. Gene Ontology annotation, molecular function: sialic acid binding. Lineage: Eukaryota; Metazoa; Chordata; Mammalia; Rodentia; Sciuridae. Gene Ontology annotation, cellular component: plasma membrane. The record is from RefSeq and is a predicted model, not a curated record. Gene Ontology annotation, biological process: cell adhesion.